AUGGACUGGCUGACUGGAUCCCGAUUCCCGGCUGCUCGCUUUGAGCCCAUUCUUUCUUUCUGCCAGAUCCCACAUCCCUCAGCGGUACAGUCAUCAACCUUCUUCAAAGUCCAACCUCUCUACGCAUCCCUGGACACUUGCGAGCGCACUUUGCAUAUACACACGGCCACAUUUCCGGGUCCCACAUACCACGGUUCGUUGUUAGCUCAGCAUGUUUUCCCCAAGUCGAAAAUCAGGGGGAGGCUACAUGUUAAGAUACCUUACCUGCUCCAGAACAACUUAGAUGCGACACACAUGCCGGAAGCACAGCCGAACCCUGAACCUUCUACUUGGCUCGAUAUUCCGCCUAGACCGGAACCUCUCUCACCAUUGCCGCUGCUUCGCUUUCUGCCCACUCUAACUUGCUCGAUACGAUGCAUAGACGUGCAUCAAUCCCUUGACCAUAGCUGGCAGCAUCGAUCUCUUUCCAAGGUCUACGAAGCCGGCAGGUCCCAUAGGUUGCAAAUCACAAGAUACCACGGUAGCAAGCUCAUGGAUCAUGCCUGGCCCCAUGGCCCCCUCUCCGUUGCAUGCCAACGUUCGCAUCCCUCAGACAAAACGGAUGCAGUACGGAUGCAGUACGGAUACAUCGCACUCUAUGAAUUCAUACAGAAGCCGAUGGGCGAGCGGGCGGGCGAGCCACCCGACUAUUUCAACGGCCUCGACUGA
This is a messenger RNA of Colletotrichum lupini, 708 nucleotides long. RefSeq lists its product as uncharacterized. The transcript has 5 exons. The record is from RefSeq and is a predicted model, not a curated record. Bases 1 to 708 code for a protein of 235 amino acids. Lineage: Eukaryota; Fungi; Ascomycota; Sordariomycetes; Glomerellales; Glomerellaceae.